CGUCAAUUCAAGAGGGGGAAUCCUCAUAUCACUCACUCUCAUCAUCUUCGUCUCCGUCAAUUGUGAAUCUUAUCUCAACCAACUCACCUUAUCACAAAAUCUCUUACCAAACUACAACCUCUCACUAAACCACCACCACCACCAUCAAAAUGGGCGAACCAAAGAAGGGAACAAUCAAGUACCGCAACAAAGAGGGCACCCUCGACGCCUCCGCCCUUCUCUGGCGCGCCCUAACAUCCGAAAAGCCAGAGAUCAUGCGCAAAUACAUCACCAAGGACGCCGUCCUCUGCGAACCAGACCAAAAGGUGUACUCACCCCGCACCGAGCCCUCUCUGGAUGAAUACAUGGAGGACGGCUACGAGCCAUGGACGGCAUACAAGAUCCACGACGAGCCUGAGUUCGUAGAGAUCGACCUCAUGGCUUCAGCGCUCAACUACCGCGUCACUGCGUGGAAGCUCCAGAAUGGAGAGAUGUUGGCGACGGAGGCUUGGUGUCAUAGCGUCUUCAGACAGGGACCCGGAGGUGAUUGGAAGUGCUGUCUUCAUCAUAUGGCCAAGGUCUAACAAGACCUAGAGUGUUUAAGGUGUUGGGGAUUGGCGAAUUGGGUUUUUGGAGACUGUUUCUAAGCUAUGUUAAUUAACGAGGUUAACGUUAUCACAACCUACAUUACUUUCUCAACCAUGCAUCACUUAGUCAAGCGAAGUUCACGCCAAGCUUUCCCAACUUCAGCUUAACAGCGAUAACUAAUAAACAGAGUUUCUAAUUGUCAAGAUUAGCUCGCUCACCCUUGUCCGAUAGGUAAUAGUAACAACAACCGGGACCGCCUCCCGGAUGCAUUAAACUCGACGGUUGGGGAGACAGAGUUAAGUUG
This is a messenger RNA of Fusarium oxysporum Fo47, 871 nucleotides long. Its product is annotated as nuclear transport factor 2 family protein. Lineage: Eukaryota; Fungi; Ascomycota; Sordariomycetes; Hypocreales; Nectriaceae. The transcript has a single exon. The record is from RefSeq and is a predicted model, not a curated record. Bases 150 to 563 code for a protein of 137 amino acids.